AUGCGUGGGGCAACGCUUGGACGUGCUAGAACAAGACUCGGCCGUGCUCUGUCUGCUUUCGACCACGCCGGGUGUCGCUGGACAGCCAUACCUCUGCGCCCGCACGCCCCAUCCACCCAUGGGCCCUCUUCUAGUCGCCCAGAAGACCGUCACGCCAUUGGCAAGCAGCUUUCCCUCACAUCCUGGAACAUCCAGGCCUCUCCGUCAAAGCUCGCCGAGCGUUCCGAGCUCAUUCUCGACCAUAUCCUCAAAGGGCCCAAGUCCUCCGACACCAUCGUUCUUCAAGAAGUUGCACCCAGCGUUAGGCAAUUACUACUCGACGACCCCAGAGUACGCUCGAGCUUCCUAACGACCGACGCCGAGGACAACACGGCUUUCAAGGGUGUACCAUUUGCGACGAUGACGUUGCUCUCCAACGAGCGUUUCGUCUCUCCGUUGUCGCUCACGGAGACGGACGAGGGCGAAAGCGAGAGCAAGGGAGAGGGAGAGAGGGAGGGAGGCUCCAUGAUGGUGCUCGACAGCGUCUUCCGCAUGACGCUGCCCCGCAGGUACGGGAGGGACGCGCUCUGCGUCAAUCUCCGCGACCCAGCCACACCUGGCGCGGUCAUGCGCCUCCUCAACGUCCACCUGGACUCGCUCGACUCGUGGUUCAGGCGUGUGCUUGAGAUGCACCUACUAGACGACCUGCUGCGUGAGGACGGAUGCAGCGGCGGCAUCAUCGCAGGUGACGUCAACGCCAUCCACGCCAACGAUGAUACGCUCGCCAACAAACACGGGCUGAUCGAUGCCUGGGUUGCGCUGCCACGGAGCAGGACGGGGUCCAAUGGAGGCGCUACGUGGGGUGUGGGCGUCAAACGCGAGGACGGACGCAAGCCGCGCAGGUUGGACAAGGUCGUCAUGUUGGGCUUGGAGCCUGUCGAGAUCGAAGUCCUGACGCCGGGUCUUAUCGACACUGGUACACCCUGGAGCGACCACUGCGGACUACGCUGCACUUUCACCGUCUAA
Molecule: messenger RNA, 1005 nt
Organism: Coniophora puteana RWD-64-598 SS2
Lineage: Eukaryota; Fungi; Basidiomycota; Agaricomycetes; Boletales; Coniophoraceae
Exons: 2
Coding region: 1-1005 (334 amino acids)
Biological process (GO): double-strand break repair
Cellular component (GO): cytoplasm; PML body
Molecular function (GO): 5'-tyrosyl-DNA phosphodiesterase activity; single-stranded DNA binding
Source: RefSeq, a predicted model, not a curated record